AACUCAUAAACUUCCCCUCUUAUUUUCAUCCGCCCAUAGCAAUAGGCUUGGCCGCUUCGGGCGCGGUCUUCUGGGACUUGUAGUUCUUUGCGUGCCUAGAACCUCACGCUCCUUACGCGGCUCAGAACUACCUAUCCCAUCUGCCCACAAGCCUUGCCGGGUCCGCGGUGGCUGGUCAGCCGCGGCGGCUGGUCAGCCGCGGCCAGGAACCCCCCGCGCGGGGCGCUGGUGACCUCGGGCCCGGGUCAUGUUUGUUCCCAGCCCGGGCUGGUGGCGAGGCGGCCCCCAGCUCGGCCCCCUCGGUGUGUGGGCCGGGCUUCGGGCUGCCUUGGCCCCAGCGGCGGCGUCCCGAGCCCGUCCUGCCAGACCCUACAGCUUGUUGGAGAGGAGCAGCUUGAGCGAGUCGACCAUCGCUCGCAAAACGCCGCUUAAGGAGUGGACGCUGAUUGUCAAUCCGUUCGGGAGGCUGCAGGCGCGGCUCCCGUGCGACAUCGCCGUGAGACCCCUGGACCCUUACCACUACCCGGACGCCGACCGGGUGCUGGUCACCGUGAGCGGCGUGGAAGGCGGCAGCCUGGACCUGGACAGUAUCCAUGUGAGAUACGACGAGACCCUGAAGCAGAUGGCCAUCAUCUCGGACAGCAUCGACCGCCAGGCCUCGGUGGAGGUGAAGGUCCCCUUGAAGUUCGAUUUGAAUAUCAGGACAUCAGGGACUGGCUGUGUAAAGGUCCAGGAAGCUGAAUGUGAUGAUUGUAGAAUAGAAACUGAACAAGGAAACAGCAUUGUGCAGUCAGUAAAGAGUAAAAAAUUACAUAUUCAAACAAAAGGAGGCAAAGUGAUCUGUCUGGGAACUAUUCUUGGAAAUACAGAUAUCCAUGCAACAGAAAAAAGUACUGUGACUAUAGACAAACUACAGGGAAGUUCUGUUAACAUAUCUACUGAAGAUGGUUUGCUGAAAGCUGAGUAUCUCUAUACAGAGUCAUCAUCUCUGUCUUCUGCUGCUGGGGAUAUUACAUUGGGAAGUAUUCAUGGUGAUUUAACAGUACACAGCAAAAUGGGUAACAUCACAAUAGAUUGGGAUGGACUAUCUUUGGCCUUCAAUGCUUCCCAGAAUUCCUGGCACAUAGUAGAUUCAUUAAAUGGUUACCUAAAAGCUUCAACACAUCAGGGUGCUGUAGAUGUUUAUGUCAGCCAAAUGGGGAAUGUGGACUUGAAAUCCCAUAAAGGUUCUAUUACAAUCAAAGUCCCAUCCUCUCUCAAAGCUCAUUUGCAAUUGUCAGGGAGCAAAGUUGAUGUGAAUCCAGAAAUCACUUUACAAGAAAUUUCAGAAGUUCCAAAAGACAAUGGUAUAAUAAUCAAUGGUCACAUGAACCAAACCAAAGAAAGUAAAAAGUGGAUCAAGGCCAAUGCACCCAAUGGCAUUGUGUAUCUCAAAAGCCAAAGCUGGUUUCAGUCCCUCAAGCUGAAGGAUUCCUGAUUGUUUGAACUCUGAUAUAAAUAACAAUCAUU
Sarcophilus harrisii (Tasmanian devil) is the source of this 1509-nucleotide messenger RNA. RefSeq names its product family with sequence similarity 185 member A (gene FAM185A). The record is from RefSeq and is a predicted model, not a curated record. The transcript has 10 exons. The coding region runs from base 248 to 1477 and encodes 409 amino acids. Lineage: Eukaryota; Metazoa; Chordata; Mammalia; Dasyuromorphia; Dasyuridae.